AUGUCACGCUUGCUUACUGCCCUGGCAUUGGUUGGCCUUGGUGCCAACGUGGCAAUGGGGGUUCCUUUCGACCAGGAGGAACAAAACCGGAACGCUGAGUGCGAUAAUGGUUGCUUCUUCGGCAGCUUCCCCGGAGGCUCUUGCACAAAUGAUGCUGCAUGCAUGUGCACCCAGCAAAAGUAUCGUGAGAGAUACUUCUGCUGCAUGGCCCAGAAAUGCGCUGCUUCCGUACUGCCCGAUUCUAUUCAGCGACAGACUCUGGAAUGUGAAGCGAGGAAUAUGCCCUUCACAUUUGACACAGAGGCAGUAUGCGGCAUCAAGUUGACAACAUCCACAUCCGCUGCCCCCACCGUUACAGUCACUGUUACCGGCGGAGCGGGAACUCAGUCUUCAGUGCCAUCGGCAUCUGGCAGCUCAUCUGUCCUGGUUGUCACCACAAUGGCAUCAACUCCAGUGAUAGCACCCACACUGAGCGCAGGCGUCAACACUCCAACUGCUACACCGAGCAGCGGAUCUGUUGAGCGCUUGCGGGGCUCCUUGGUUCUAGUCGCUGCAGCCGGCUGGAUGUUCUGGUAG
Colletotrichum lupini is the source of this 576-nucleotide messenger RNA. RefSeq lists its product as uncharacterized. The record is from RefSeq and is a predicted model, not a curated record. The coding region runs from base 1 to 576 and encodes 191 amino acids. The transcript is spliced from 3 exons. Lineage: Eukaryota; Fungi; Ascomycota; Sordariomycetes; Glomerellales; Glomerellaceae.